AUGGGCUCAAGUUGUGGUUUCUCUCGGGGAAACGUCGUUGUGGUGCUGCUGCUGCUUCAAGGAGCAACGGCACUGUACUUCCCUCAGAAUGAGUACACUGAGACGGUGUAUGUUGGCCAGCAGGCAGGGACGCCAAUCCUACAGGUCCACGCCAUGCUGGACAGUGACACCGAGCGGCCGCAUUUCUACCUGUGUUUGAUUAGCACCAUCAGACGUCCCCCCCACAGCUCCUGGUUCAACCUGGACAUCAACACUGGGAUACUGUCCUUGAACAAAACCCUGGAGGAGAGCGACUUUGCCUUGCCAUAUCAAAACGUAUGGUCCGUGAAGAAGUUGUCCCUGCAUGCCAUGGUGUUACCGGGCAUCACCAAGCAGCUCCUGUGCCCCAGAAACUCCCCACGAAUCACCCUGGACUUUGUCAAUGCCACGAUGCCUCAGUGUGCUCAGACAGAUGUGAAGGAACUGUGCUUCCCACACAGAGAUACCUCUAACCCCCACAUCAUGGAGAACAGGUUCCCCGGGGCCCUUCGGCAACUCCGACGACUCACCAGACUCAACGUCUGCCCCAACUACACCAUCUCUUACAAUGUGGAAUCAGAUACCCCGGCACCGUUUGCUGUAAAUGAGAACACCACAGAGCUGGUGGUGACGGCUCCGUUGGACCGAGAAGAGAGCGAGUGCUACAGACUCCUGCUGGUGUGCACAGUCCGGACAGAAACGGUCGUCACCAAGGUGGACACUUCACUGGAUGUGUUUGUCGAUGAUGAGGAUGACAAUGCACCGUAUGUAAAUGGAACAGACACGGCGGACAUUGUCAUCAGUUUCAAUCGGACAAAGGGUGGCUCUUUUGGCGCCAUAUUCGUCUUUGACAGGGAUUUAACGCCAAUCUAUCCCAUAGACCAGACUCAUAAUAAGUAUGUGGGGACUCUGCUCAAUAACGACCCAUGGAUGAAAGACACAUUUGACAUAAAAGGCACCUUCAGUGAAAAGAAAGCUAUUGGAGGAAUUCGAGAGACUGUCCAUGAUUACCAGCUUGUCCUGAAGAGGAACCUGUUGGUGACUGAGAGUCGCACCUUGCAGCUGGACUACCUGGUUAAUGACACCACCUACCCCGGUCUCGAGGGAACAGUGCAGUUGCACUUCAACGUUACCAUCUUACCCGUACAGAUCCAAUUCGCCAACAUCACGCAGAUGUUCAGACUGACUCGCAGAGCCUCUGUUUAUGCUCAGGUUGGCAGAGUCUGUGUGGAAAACUGCCAACAGUUUGAUGGCUUCAGGGUCACAUACCGGCUCGAGGUUGCAGAUAAGAACGUGUCUGCUGAUGUGCAGUCCUGCUACACAGCCAUAAGCAUCACCCAGGCCUCAGAUGAUAUGUGGGGGCUGCUCUAUGUGAAUGACUCAGAGGCUCUGCGCAGGCCCGAGUGCCAGGACCUGCAGUAUGUUGUUGUAGCCCAGGAGGAGCACACACAGCUGGAGACCAGCACACAGAUCCACAUCAUACUAGAUAGUGACGUGACCAAGGCCAGUCAGGAGAACCAGCAGUUCCUGUCCUGUGCAGAAAACAGACGGCGAGGAGACUGUGAGUCUGUCCGAGGCCUGGGGGCAACAACAGGGAGAUGCCAGUGGAGGCAAGGCACUGAGAAAGGAAUAUCUGAAAAUUACUCCACUUGCUCCCCUGACCUGCGGACAUGUCCUGAUAGUUUUUGUGACGCAGUUGAAAGCAAAGACACGUUAAUAUGCCCGCAAGACUGUACAAAGGAAAGUGUUACAGGAGGUCACGAACGAGGCUUGAGGAACGGGAUCCAGGCUGGCUAUGGAACCUGCUACUGCUACUCUGAGAGAUGCUUCUGCGAGAAGGAAGAUGUCGAGGAGGCGAUAUGUGACGACAUGUGUAAGACCAUCAUUGCCACGGCUCUGCUCCUCUCCUUCAUCGUCUCCAUCCUCCUGUCCUCCUACUUCAUCCACCGCUACCACAAGAACUCGCCCAAGCCCCCGAUCGCCUCUGCUGAGAUGACUUUCCGCCGGCCAGCUCAGGCUUACCCCAUCAGCUUCCCCGCUAACAACGUACGCCGAGGCUCGCAGGAAUCCAUCGAGACGGACACCUUUAAAAUACCUGAGGAUCCUAAGUGGGAGUUUCCGCGUAAAAACCUUGUACUGGGCAAGACUUUAGGAGAAGGAGAAUUUGGGAAAGUUGUCAAGGCAACUGCAUUCCGGCUGAAAGGAAAAGCCGGUUACACCACUGUGGCUGUGAAAAUGCUUAAAGAAAACGCCUCCCACAGUGAGCUGCGUGACCUGCUGUCAGAAUUCACUUUACUGAAGCAAGUCAACCAUCCGCACGUCAUAAAGAUGUACGGAGCGUGCAGCCAGGAUGGUCCAUUGUAUCUGAUCGUGGAGUAUGCCAAGUAUGGGUCGCUCCGUAACUUCCUGCGUGAGAGUCGGAAAGUUGGCCCGAGCUACAUGGGCAGGGACGCCAACCGAAACUCCAGCUACCUGGAGAACCCAGAUGACAGGGCACUCACCAUGGGCGACCUGAUCUCCUUUGCAUGGCAGAUCUCCAGAGGCAUGCAAUAUCUGGCUGAAAUGAAGCUUGUUCACAGGGACCUCGCAGCGCGAAAUGUCCUCGUAGCUGAAGGGCGAAAGAUGAAGAUCUCAGACUUUGGCCUCUCCAGAGACGUGUAUGAAGAGGACUCGUACGUUAAGAGGAGCAAGGGCCGUAUACCUGUUAAAUGGAUGGCAAUAGAAUCCUUGUUUGAUCACAUUUACACAACACAGAGUGACGUCUGGUCCUUUGGUGUGCUGUUGUGGGAGAUAGUGACACUGGGAGGAAAUCCAUACCCAGGUAUCGCCCCUGAACGCCUCUUUAACCUGCUCAAAACCGGCUACAGAAUGGAGCGACCAGAAAACUGCUCAGAGGAAAUGUAUAACCUCAUGCUUCGAUGCUGGAAACAAGAACCAGACAAGAGGCAGACGUUCGCAGACAUCAGCAAAGAACUGGAAAAGAUGAUGGUGAAAAGUCGGGAUUACCUGGACCUGGCGGCGUCCACGCCAGCCGACGCCCUGCUGUACGAUGACGCCCUCUCUGAAGAGGACACACCACUAGUGGACUGUAAUAACGCCCCUCUCCCUCGAACCCUCCCCUCCACAUGGAUUGAAAACAAGCUCUAUGGCAUGUCAUACCCGAACUGGCCUGAGAAGAGCCCGGUACCGCUCAACAGACAUGAUGCCACUAAUCCAGUCUUUACAAGAUAUGCCAAUGAUAGUGUUUAUGCAAACUGGAUGGCUUUGCCUUCACCCGCAAAAGCUGUGGACAAGCUCGAUAGCUAAAGACAAACCAACACUGUAGAAAAAGAUGACUAAUUGGUAGAUGUGUAUAUUUCUAUAAGACUGUACAUAUACAAUCUGAUGCUAAAGUUGGUUCCCUUUUCUUUCUGUUGCACGGGUAUUCAACGUUUUAAAAACUGGGGUCUUUUUGCUGCAAAAGCGGCAGGAUCAAUGUAGACCACGCUUCAUUCAGCUCUUCAGUAUGUUAAUUAUUACCUCACGGGUCAUGUUGGCCAAGUUGUAUCACUGCAUGACUAUUGUACCAGAUUGUAUGCCAGUUGUUGAUGUCUUUUAAGUGCCUGUGCCGCUUCUACAAUAGCCUCCGAUUAUUAAUGUGCGACUGUGAAGAUCUUGUUCCAGCCCAGGAAUUAAAGGGGACGUCUUUACCAUCACCUGUUAUAGACAGCUGGGAUUGAGUGGACAGAAGCGAAAUGCUGAACUUGUUCUGAAAAUGUACAUUUUCUACUUUAGAGGAUUGUUGCUCCUCGAAAUG
Plectropomus leopardus (leopard coralgrouper) is the source of this 3814-nucleotide messenger RNA. It is a transcript of the gene ret, whose product is annotated as ret proto-oncogene receptor tyrosine kinase. Gene Ontology annotation, cellular component: signaling receptor complex; plasma membrane. The record is from RefSeq and is a predicted model, not a curated record. Lineage: Eukaryota; Metazoa; Chordata; Actinopteri; Perciformes; Serranidae. Gene Ontology annotation, molecular function: transmembrane receptor protein tyrosine kinase activity; ATP binding; calcium ion binding. Gene Ontology annotation, biological process: cell surface receptor protein tyrosine kinase signaling pathway; positive regulation of kinase activity; multicellular organism development.